AUGUCGCGAUACCUCCGUCCCGCCUCCCGCCUCGCCCUCGCGGCCCGGCCGUGCGCCCCGCGCGCCUUCCCCCGCCUCGCCGCCAUCAGCAACACCUCUUCCAGUGCCAUCCAGAACCAGCGGAGGACAUACGCCGAGGCCAAGGGCGCCACCAAGGACUACACGGUCCGCGAGGCUCUCAACGAGGCCAUGGCCGAGGAGCUCGAGCAGAACGAGAAGGUCUUCAUCCUCGGCGAGGAGGUCGCCCAGUACAACGGCGCCUACAAGGUCACCAAGGGCCUGCUGGACCGCUUCGGCGACAAGCGCGUCAUCGACACCCCCAUCACCGAGAGCGGCUUCUGCGGUCUCGCCGUCGGUGCGGCGCUCUCGGGUCUCCACCCUGUUUGCGAGUUCAUGACCUUCAACUUCGCCAUGCAGGCCAUUGAUCAGAUUGUCAACUCGGCCGCCAAGACGCUCUACAUGUCUGGCGGCAUCCAGCCCUGCAACAUCACCUUCCGCGGCCCCAACGGCUUCGCGGCCGGCGUCGCCGCCCAGCACUCGCAGGACUACAGCGCGUGGUACGGCUCCAUCCCGGGCCUCAAGGUCGUCUCCCCCUGGUCGGCCGAGGACGCCAAGGGCCUGCUCAAGGCGGCGAUCCGGGACCCCAACCCGGUCGUGGUGCUCGAGAACGAGCUCAUGUACGGCGUGUCGUUCCCCAUGUCCGAGGCCGCGCAGAAGGACGACUUUGUCAUCCCCUUUGGCAAGGCCAAGGUCGAGCGCGCGGGCACGGACCUGACCAUUGUGUCGCUCUCGCGCACCGUGGGCCAGUGCCUCGUCGCCGCCGAGGAGCUGAGCAAGAAGUACGGCGUCGAGGCCGAGGUCAUCAACCUCCGCUCCGUCAAGCCCCUCGACGUCGAGUCCAUCGUCAAGUCGGUCAAGAAGACCGGCCGCCUCCUCUCGGUCGAGUCCGGCUUCCCGGCCUUCGGUGUCGGCGCCGAGAUCCUCGCCCUCACCAUGGAGUACGCCUUCGACUACCUCGACACGCCCGCCCAGCGCAUCACCGGCGCCGAGGUGCCCACCCCUUACGCCCAGAAGCUCGAGGAGAUGGCCUUCCCCACCGAGAAGCUGAUUGCCGACUACGCCGCCAAGAUGCUCAAGGUAUAA
Microdochium trichocladiopsis is the source of this 1143-nucleotide messenger RNA. Its product is annotated as transketolase. Lineage: Eukaryota; Fungi; Ascomycota; Sordariomycetes; Xylariales; Microdochiaceae. Gene Ontology annotation, molecular function: pyruvate dehydrogenase (acetyl-transferring) activity. The record is from RefSeq and is a predicted model, not a curated record. Bases 1 to 1143 code for a protein of 380 amino acids. Gene Ontology annotation, biological process: pyruvate decarboxylation to acetyl-CoA. The transcript has 2 exons.